CCCAAAAUGGCUACGUUGAGUACGGGAGAGACGUAUGCAGAGCGAUUCUGGGGACGGAUGAAAAGGGAACCACUUAUCCCGGUCGGAUUGCUCCUUACAACAGGAGUGUUCGGUGGCGUUGUAUACCAUGCUCGCAAAGGCAAUCAGAGGCAGCUACAACUCUGGAUGCGAGCACGGGUAGUCGCGCAGGGUCUCACGGUCGUUGCUAUAGUCUGGGGAUUCUAUCGACUUCAGCAAGAUUCUAUCAAGUACAACGAGAAUCUUGUGCAGGAAGUGGCUAGGGUGGAUGAAGAAAAGGCUAGGGAACGGGCAGCGUUUGAGGAGAGGCUGCGAGAGGCGGAGGUGACGUACGAGGCUGAAGCUCGUGCUGCAAAAAGCUGGUUCAGCAGAAAGGAUGGCGACGCAGCGCCGCCGACUGAAAGCUCUGGCAAGCGGUGGUACCAGUACUUGGGCUGGUCGCAGUCAACAUCCAAGCCGGAUUCCGAUGAAAAGGCUUAGGACAUGGCAAGGAUGCUCAUGCUUGAUAAUAACAAUCCUUUCCCGUAGCCUGCCCUCAUGCUACCAUCUAGCUGUCGCUUCUUGUCAAAAUAUCCUCAUCUUUUGGUGCAGGUUCUUCUACGGCCAACUUCCACCCUCCGUAUAGUUGGUUC
Guyanagaster necrorhizus is the source of this 650-nucleotide messenger RNA. RefSeq lists its product as uncharacterized. The coding region runs from base 7 to 498 and encodes 163 amino acids. Gene Ontology annotation, cellular component: mitochondrion. Gene Ontology annotation, biological process: mitochondrial respirasome assembly. The transcript is spliced from 3 exons. NCBI's taxonomy places the organism in Eukaryota, Fungi, Basidiomycota, Agaricomycetes, Agaricales, Physalacriaceae. The record is from RefSeq and is a predicted model, not a curated record.